Athene cunicularia (burrowing owl) is the source of this 3011-nucleotide messenger RNA. Its product is annotated as NADPH--cytochrome P450 reductase. Gene Ontology annotation, cellular component: cytosol. Bases 141 to 2174 code for a protein of 677 amino acids. NCBI's taxonomy places the organism in Eukaryota, Metazoa, Chordata, Aves, Strigiformes, Strigidae. The transcript is spliced from 16 exons. Gene Ontology annotation, molecular function: NADPH-hemoprotein reductase activity; FMN binding; flavin adenine dinucleotide binding. Gene Ontology annotation, biological process: response to hormone. The record is from RefSeq and is a predicted model, not a curated record.
CAGCUGGAGGAGUUUGACGGGGGCCAUACAACCAAAACUCCUUGUCUUGUCUUGAGGGAGGCUUUCUCUGCUGCUCGCCACCCUUCGUGCUGGAGCCCCAUCAGCACUUGCUUGCAAAACUGUAGGUGCAAGUGACCAUCAUGGAGGGUGCUGGCAUGGAACCAAACAUCUCCCCUUCUGACACCACUGCACAGCAGGACUCUGCCUUCAGCAUGACGGACCUGUUUCUUGUCUCACUCAUCGUCGGACUUUUUACUUACUGGUGGUUCUUCCGCAAGAAAAAGGAGGAAGUCCCAGACCUACCCAAAAUGCAAUCAGUAGCAGCUCCAGUGAGAGACAGCAGCUUCAUUGAGAAGAUGAAGAAGACGGGGCGAAACAUAGUGGUUUUCUAUGGUUCCCAGACGGGUACAGCAGAGGAGUUUGCCAAUCGUCUUUCCAAAGAUGCUCAUCGCUAUGGCCUUCGGGGCAUGGCAGCAGAUCCAGAGGAGUAUGACUUGUCGGAUCUGAGUCGCCUCUCAGAGAUUGACAAGUCCUUGGCUGUGUUCUGCAUGGCCACUUACGGUGAAGGUGAUCCCACGGACAAUGCCCAAGACUUCUACGACUGGCUGCAGGAGGCUGACGCUGACUUGUCGGGUCUCCGAUUUGCAGUCUUUGGGCUGGGGAACAAGACUUAUGAACACUUCAAUGCCAUGGGAAAGUAUGUGGACAAGAGACUGGAGGAACUUGGAGCCCAACGCAUCUUUGAACUUGGGCUGGGAGAUGAUGAUGGCAACUUGGAAGAAGAUUUUAUCACCUGGAGAGAGCAGUUCUGGCCAGCAGUGUGUGAACACUUUGGGGUGGAGGCUACAGGAGAAGAGUCCAGCAUCCGCCAGUAUGAGCUGGUGGUGCACACAGAUGUGAACAUGAACAAAGUCUACACGGGUGAGAUGGGUCGUCUCAAGAGCUACGAGAACCAGAAGCCGCCGUUUGAUGCCAAGAACCCCUUCCUGGCCCAGGUUACAGAGAACCGCAAGCUGAACGAGGGUGGAGAGCGACACCUCAUGCACCUGGAGCUGGAUAUCUCCAAUUCCAAAAUCAGGUACGAGUCUGGGGACCACGUGGCAGUGUACCCAGCCAAUGACUCUUCUCUGGUGAAUCAGAUUGGUGAGAUCCUGGGCAUGGAUCUGGACACGAUCAUGUCCCUAAACAAUUUGGACGAGGAAUCCAAUAAGAAACACCCCUUCCCCUGCCCCACGUCCUACCGUACAGCCCUGACGUACUACCUGGACAUCACUAACCCGCCCCGCACCAACGUCCUCUACGAGCUGGCCCAGUACGCCACGGACACCAGCGAGCAGGAGCGCCUCCGCAAAAUGGCAUCGUCUGCUGCUGAGGGGAAGGCUCUCUACCUCAGCUGGGUGGUGGAAGCCCGGAGGAACAUCCUGGCCAUCCUGCAGGACAUGCCCUCGCUGCGCCCCCCCCUUGACCACUUGUGUGAGCUCCUGCCCCGCCUGCAGGCCCGCUACUACUCCAUCGCCUCCUCCUCCAAGGUUCACCCCAACGCCAUCCACAUCUGUGCGGUGACGGUGGAGUACGAGACCAAGACGGGACGCCUGAACAAAGGGGUGGCCACCAACUGGCUCAAGAACAAGAUGCCCAACGAGAAUGGGAGCAACUCCCUGGUGCCCAUGUAUGUCAGGAAGUCGCAGUUCCGUCUGCCCUUCAAACCCAGCACGCCUGUCAUCAUGAUCGGGCCGGGAACUGGCAUAGCCCCCUUCAUCGGCUUCAUUCAGGAGCGGGCCUGGCUGAAGCAGCAAGGCAAAGAGGUGGGCGACACAGUGCUUUACUACGGCUGCCGCCACGAGCGUGAGGACUACCUGUACCGCAAGGAGCUGGCCCACUUCCAUCAGGAGGGAGUCCUCACCCAGCUCAACGUUGCCUUCUCCAGGGACCAGGCUGAGAAGGUUUAUGUUCAGCACUUACUGAAGAAGAACAAGGAAAACAUCUGGAAGCUGCUUAAUGAGGGGAAUGCUCAUAUCUAUGUGUGCGGCGAUGCUCGCAACAUGGCCCGGGACGUGCAGAACACCUUCUACGAGAUCGUGGCUGAGUUUGGGAACAUGAGCCAGCCCCAGGCUGUGGACUAUGUAAAGAAACUGAUGACCAAGGGCCGGUACUCUUUGGACGUCUGGAGCUAAGAGCGAGGCUGGUGGGGCCGGGGAGAGAACGGGUCCCCCGGCAUGGGCCUGUGGGAGCUGGAAAGUGCCUGCUCACCCACUACUGCUGUGGGUGACAGUGUUGUCCCCAGCUACCCCAGUGUCACUCCCAACCCCUCCUGGGCCACAGCAGCCCCCCCUGGGGCAGGCUGCGUACCCAGGGGGGUGGAAGGGGUUGAGAGGGGCAGAGGGGUAGCUCAGGCUGUUGUCCAGGAGCUGUGGUGCCCCUGGCACCCCAGGGAGCACCUCAUGGCACCAGCCUUGAGGUCAGGGACCCAGGUGACGUGGGGCAGGAGCAAUGGACGGUGCUGGAGGAGCUCUGGGCUCCUUCCCUGAACACAAAGUGUUGCCUUAUCCCCUGGGGCUGGAGACCACCCUGCAGCAUGGCCAGCCUGGCUCCGGCAGAGGAGUGGAGGAGCCAGCAGCCCCCUGUGUCGUGGGGUUGGGGUGAGGGCACAGCAUGGGGUAGCAAUGCAUCCUCGCCUCCCUCCCACCCUGUUUGGCCAUCUCUGGGAUGUGGGGCUGGCAGCUGGCUCUGCACACAGGGCUGCCCCAUGCCACCAGGGCCCCACAGGCACCCCACGCCUUUCCCCGGCUGCUCGCCUUCGCUCCAGCACGCAGCAGGGAGGGGAUGGCUCCUCUCCCCUCAGAACAGACCUGCUCUGGGGCAGGGGGUGUGUGUCUGUCCACAGGGGCCCUGCUCCCUCCCUGGGGUCCGGCAGGUCCCCUGUGCCCAGCCCCUCCCUCAUGCUGUGUAUGGUCAUUUUUUAAAUACUGUUUUUAUUUUAACAUCUUUGUGAUUUAAUCAUAGAAAAAAAA